AAAAGAUGCUAUCCUACGCUUUCUAAUCCGAAUAAUUUUUAUUUGGCUGGGAAAUUGUAACCAAAGAGGACAGCUUUGAAUUUAUAAUCUCAAUGGAAUUGUUCCAGUCAUUUCAACAACCAUCUAAAAAGAAAAGCAGAACGUUUCGAGUGCGCGCUGUCACACGGGAGCGUCGGGGCUUGGCUGAGCUUUCGACCGAAGCUGCAAAUUAUCAUUGCCCUGACUCGCGAGACAGUUUGUAGGCCAACUUGAACCCUACCCAUCCAGCGCCACCCGGUACAGGGCUAACCUCCACACUGACACGACUUUCUGUGUCGACUUCACAGAUGCCCGCUGAAGGAUGCCUUCGCAACAGCUAGACAUGGAGGUGAUGACCCCCCUGAUAGAGAACCCUGGAGGAGGACGGGGAGCUGGGCAGGAUGAGGAGAACUCAGAUGAGGACCAGGAUCCAGAGCUGCUGCAUGCCAGAUACUAUGAGAAGGGCAACAGCCAGGGCAUCACGUUCACUCAGGCUCUCAUCCACCUGCUCAAGGGGAACAUUGGGACUGGGCUUCUGGGUCUUCCUCUGGCAGUACGCAACGCAGGGAUCAUAGUGGGACCUUUGUGUCUGGUGUUAAUGGGCGCGGUCUGUGUUCACUGUAUGCACAUCCUGGUCCAGUGUAGCCACCACCUGUGUGAAAGGUUGAAGAGGCCUCCCAUGGGUUACAGCGACACAGUGGCCUUCGCCAUGGAGCACAGCUCUUAUCAGUGCUUCAGGAACAGUGCCAGGUUUGGAAGGCACCUAGUCAACUUCUUUCUGGUGUUGACACAGCUUGGAUUUUGCAGUGCAUACUUUGUGUUCCUGGCAGAGAAUAUCAAACAGGUUGUUGAGGGGUACCAAAGCUCAAAUAUCACCCUCGACCACAAGUCCCUAUCAUUCGUCAAUGCCUCCACGACAGUCUUUGGCAGUGCCGGUCCCGUGCCGGCGCCUGUUCCUUUACGCCCCUUGGUACCCUCGGAGCCGUGGGCACUAGACCUGCGUCUCUACAUGCUCUUUUUCCUGCCCUUCCUCAUCCUGCUGGUGUUCAUGAAGGACCUGAAGAACAUGGCCGUCCUGUCAUUGGUGGCCAACAUCUGCAUGGCCGUCAGUGUCAUCAUCAUCUUCCAGUACAUCACCACGGAUUUUGGGGAUUUUCAGCAUCUCCCCCUCACUUCCCCCCUGGGCAAGUUUCCCUUCUUCUUUGGAACAGCCAUCUUUGCAUUUGAAGGCAUCGGAGUGGUUCUUCCUCUAGAGAACCAGAUGAAGGAACCAAAACAGUUCCCCUUGGCUCUGAACAUCGGGAUGGGCAUUGUCACAGUCCUCUAUGUUGUCUUGGCAACACUGGGCUACCUUCACUUUGGUGAUGACAUCCAAGGAAGCAUAACCCUCAACCUUCCACACAGCGCCUGGACCAAUCAAAUGGUGAAGAUCCUAUAUAGCUUUGGGGUGUUCGUCAGCUUCGCUAUCCAGUUCUUUGUCCCGGCGGAGAUAAUGAUUCCCCCGAUCCAAGCGAAGCUACAGGAGAGCUGGAGGGCACCCUGCGAUAUGAUGCUAAGAGGGCUCCUGGUCUGCGUCACCUGUAAGUUUGUUUACUCAAUCACAUCUACUCUAACAACACCCUUCUGAGCCAUCACAUUUUAGGUCCGUAUCACCUGGAAGGAUGCCAACCACUCUCCCAACCACUUUUCCUCAAAUGGAGUGGAGUGUGUGAGCGCGUGUGUGUAUGUGCAAACACGUUGCUAAAAGACUGUCAGGAGGGAGUGUGUGGCUUAUGUGUUUGAGGUGUGCAUUAAGAAACACUGAUUGAUAUCUGUGAAAGGCUAUGAGGAUUUCACAGCCAACUUUCCCUCAAUGUCAGCCCCGUAUUCCCCACGUCUCGCAAUCCCACAGCACAUUAGGGAGGAGAAAGUGCUGUUGAUACUUAAGAUUCGCAGGGCUGAAUCAUAGUGCACAGUCAAAGUUAUGGAGCGGAAGAUGGAGACAACAGAAUGUAGUAUGUGUGUGAGUAAUAAAGGAGGGAGUUGUAGUGUGUUCAAGAAGAAAGGACAGUAUGGUGUCAAAAAGUACAGUGAUAGAAUGUGAAUAUUACUGUUGAAAACAUUUUUAUUGUAACGACAGUCAGGCAUGACGGCCUCAAGUUUUCUGAAUGUGUGUGGUAUCAACACAUGCCUUCAUGUGUGAUAUCAGUGUGUGACUAUCAAUAUGUGCAAGGAAUGUCAGGACUUGUGAUUGUGUGCUUGGGAAAUUGGGCAGAACUAAUGUGCAAUUUAGCAGGUCACUUGCAAGGACAAGCACAAUCGCGACGCAGUCAAAUAUACCGAUGCCCGUCAUCGGCUGCUUCGAAAUGGAAGUCUGUGCCUUUAGCUCGACAGGCUCAGUUGUGGUCAUCCUUUGGUUGAAUUAAUGCCUAAUAACACCCCCUCGUUAAUAAUGCACCGUCUGCCUCCACCUUAUCUCAGGACCGUCAUACCACCAUCCACUAUGGUGCCAGGCAGGUUGAAUUGACGACGUGGAGCUGUUGUGUUCCUACGGGCUUUUUAUAGUGGAGUGGUUUGGCCUGCGGCGGUUUCUUUGACACUUCUCCCUUCUCUAACAGUACUGUUCAUUGCCCAGGGGAUAAGGAGAACUGAACAUCUCUCUUUACCCUCUCUCUCUUUUUAUUUUUUUGCCCUUCUCUCUUUUUUUUCUUUCUUAUUGUCCCUUUUCCUUCUUCCUCU
This is a messenger RNA of Esox lucius (northern pike), 2736 nucleotides long. RefSeq names its product solute carrier family 36 member 4 (gene slc36a4). Gene Ontology annotation, biological process: amino acid transmembrane transport; L-alanine transport. Gene Ontology annotation, cellular component: vacuolar membrane. The transcript has 12 exons. Bases 341 to 1645 code for a protein of 434 amino acids. The record is from RefSeq and is a predicted model, not a curated record. Lineage: Eukaryota; Metazoa; Chordata; Actinopteri; Esociformes; Esocidae. Gene Ontology annotation, molecular function: L-alanine transmembrane transporter activity; L-proline transmembrane transporter activity.